Sporothrix brasiliensis 5110 is the source of this 981-nucleotide messenger RNA. RefSeq lists its product as uncharacterized. Bases 1 to 981 code for a protein of 326 amino acids. Gene Ontology annotation, molecular function: oxidoreductase activity, acting on the CH-OH group of donors, NAD or NADP as acceptor. The transcript has a single exon. NCBI's taxonomy places the organism in Eukaryota, Fungi, Ascomycota, Sordariomycetes, Ophiostomatales, Ophiostomataceae. The record is from RefSeq and is a predicted model, not a curated record.
AUGGACGGCGUCGUCAUCCCCGAGACCGACUUUACAAAAGUCAUCCGCCGCGACACGUACGCAGCCAUCCACCCGACACGUCUUGAGCUCAGCCAGGACGGCCGUACGGUUGUCGUGGUCGGCAGCGGCAACAACAUCGGUAAAGCCAUUGCCUCGGCUUUUGGUGACGCUCAUGCAGCGACGGUCAUUCUUGUCGGGAGACGACAGGCUGUACUCGAGGCUGCUGCCCGCGAACUGGAGGACGCCGCCAAGUCCGCCAAGUCCCCAACCCACUUCCACGCCGGGGCCGUCGACGUGACUGACGACGCCACCGUGGAUGACUUCUGGGCCCAGCUGGCGGCCGACGGCGUGCACGUCGAUGUGCUUGUGCAGUGUUCCGGCACAUUUGGGCAGCCCAAGCCGCUGCUGGAGCUGGGCCUGAAGGCAGCACACACCGGCAAAGGUGCUGUAGGUGUACCCACUCUCGAUGACAUGAUGGCCGCCAACUUCCGGGGCCCCAUGAACAUGGCUCUGCACUUUGGCAAGCAGUCCAGCGGCGGCGACGACAGCAAGCAGAAGUACUUUGUCUACGUCUCCACCAACGCCGUCAACAUGGCCGACCACAACUGGCUGGGCCUGCGCCCGGACUACAUUUUGAGCAAGAGCACCGCCACCUAUGCGUUCUCACUGCUCGCCGACGGCGUGUCCCCCGACACCUUCCAGGUCCUGUCAUUCCACCCGGGUAUGCUUUACAGCGACGCCUGGCCCCCGCUGGGAUUCACCAAGGACAUGCUGCCCUUUGACGAGAUGGAGCUGCCAGCGCACUUUGCCGUUUGGGCCGCUUCCCAGGAGGCCCGGUUUCUGCAUGGACGCUACGUCUAUGCGACCUGGGACGUGGACGAGCUGGUGUCAUCGGCCGAGCUGCGGGCGCGUCUCGAAGGGGACCACAACUACCUGCGGCCAGGCAUUGUGGGCCUGACCAACGGCGGACACCGUGUGUAG